Molecule: messenger RNA, 2870 nt
Organism: Leopardus geoffroyi (Geoffroy's cat)
Lineage: Eukaryota; Metazoa; Chordata; Mammalia; Carnivora; Felidae
Gene: IHO1
Product: interactor of HORMAD1 1
Exons: 9
Coding region: 215-1990 (591 amino acids)
Biological process (GO): DNA recombination; homologous chromosome pairing at meiosis; meiotic DNA double-strand break formation
Cellular component (GO): condensed nuclear chromosome
Source: RefSeq, a predicted model, not a curated record
UGUGCCAGGCACAAUUUCUAGAGUCUGAGGAUAUAGCAGUGAACCGAACACAGAAAUUCCUAUCCUCAAAGAGCUUAACAUUACAUUCUUGUAGGCUUGGAUGUGCAUGCUGAGACAGACAAAACAAGCUGAAAUACUUCUAUAAAGAACAUUCUCACAUCUAUAUGUUGGUUACUUUGAAGUGCAUCUUCCUAGAAAGGGCUAACCAUAAGAAAUGAAUUUUAACGUCUGGAAUAUCAAAGAGAUGCUCAGUAUUCCCUCAGGUUCUGGGACCACUAAUUCCUCUAGCUGGAAUAAUAAUCAGACUGAUCACUCCAGUCUCAGUGAUUCCCAGUUCCUCUUUGGAUCACAGUUCUGUCCAGAAAGUUCAGAGACUCUGUCAGCACCCUUGGACUCUGGUGUCUACUUGAGACACCCAAAACAGUCACAACAGAAUUCUCUGGACAGUGAACCAAGUAUUUUCACAAAAUACCAGACAAAACCCCAGCUAUUUGGAGGAAAUACAAAUGAUAGAGGCUUAUUUCCUCUUCCUUUGUCAGUUGGAAAAUCAAAGGGCCUCUUGGAACAAUUUGAGGAGAAAAAGAAAAGGGCAAAAGACAAAUGUGACAGUGAGACUCUAUACAACUUCAUUUCCCAUAUCAGAGAAAGCAUUCACAAGUUGCAGGCAUCUGUGGAAAAGUCUGAGGAACAUCUCAGUUCAAGAAGUCAAUCUAUUUUAGAUUGUUUGGAGACUGUGGCCAAGACAUUGCAAGAGACUGUGCAGGCCCAGAGUGAUCUGCUGUUGGGAACUGUGCAUGACAAAGGCAACAUGGAGCAGGUUAUCCUCGAGAUACGGAAGAGAUUUGAAGCUAGACAAGCAGAAUUUAUAGAAAUGAAGUCCGACCUGAAGCACCUUGAAGUUUUAGUUGCCCAGCAGAAUAAGGACUUCCAGCAGCUGUGUGAGCAGCUAGGCCAGCUGAAUGUGGCCAGCGUCCUAGCAGAGCUGAAGAGAUUGAUUUCAGUCCCUCAGGUACCUGGGCAUGUGAAAGACAGCACUUCCCAGACCUCACUACCUCUGGCCCAGAGCCUCAGUUUCACCAGGCAGGACAGAUAUGCCUCUGAGGAACCAGAUAUGUGGCAGACUCAGGCCAUCCCUGCUGUCUGGAAUCUUAGUAUGGGCUCCCUGCAGCCUGGGGAGUUUGCUAUCUAUACUGAGGGAGCAAAAAGUGAUGCUCUCCAAGGAGAGGCUGUGCUGAUGGCCGCUGGAACCGGCAAAAGAAGCAGGCGAGUAAAGGACAAGGCAGUGCAGACCAACUGCCAGAAUUGGACUCUUAAUAAAACCAGCCCUGAGAAUCAUGGCUCUGGUUCCCCAGGCCACAAAGUUCCUUGUGAGUGGAGCUGGGUUUCCCAAGGAGCCUCAAGGUUUAUACCCCUGGACUUUGAAUCCAGCAUUAAGAACACUUGCCAAAAAUGUCAAGCUGAAGGUGUGCUUUCGUGUGCCCCUUGUGAACAAAGGCUGGUGACUGCACAGAAAGGCAGAACUAUGGAAAGAGGGGGGAAAGGCAAGAAGCAGCAGCCCAGGAAAGCCCGCAGAAGCAAGCUCCUAACCAGAAAGCAAGAACAAACCCCUAGCAAAACCUGUGCUUUCAAUUCUAAAUAUCCUCAGCUUCCAGUUUCUGGCCCACAAAGGCUCCCCCUGGAGCAGCAGGAACCCUUUGCUCAGUCCCUGCAUCUGUGGGGCUCCAGGACUCCCACAAAACCAGUCAUCCCUGUUCUGAGAGCAACAGUCAUGCCCAGUAAGACAGUGAGGGCAGCACAGGAGAACAUCUUGCAGCUCAGUGGGCAUUCUUCCAAAGACAACAGCCUGCUUUCUAAAAGUUCCCUGGGGGACCACCAGAUGAGCUGGUUCAGUGACCUCAACCUUGGAAGUUCAGAGUCUCCUCUGUGCAAGGAUCCAGGGAAGAAUAUGCUCUAUGAUCUGGGUUUUGACAGCAGUGAUGAUGGCUUUUGACCAGCCCACAAUCUGACUUCAGCUGAUAGUUUAUUGGUCUCAGCUGGAAAGACAAAUUCUAGAACACUGGGGCUGGCUAACAGCAGAAAGUCCCUGAAGCCUGAUUGGAGCCCUCAGGCUCAGAGGGCCUGCUGGGGGGGGUGGGGGGUGGGGGGGGGUGGUGGUCAGUGUAGGACAGGUGCAGGGCAGGGCAGUAGCUCUGGUGUUCUGGGUACCAGGUGCUGCCCAUGACAAGCAUAAGGGAUAAUUGCAUCUUUAUUGGAGUGAAGCACGUGGAGACGACAGUGAUGAGCUGGAGCAGCAGCCUGGGUGUAGGGCAUCAGGAGGAGGGUGCUGAUUUUGGUGAAAGGAGGACUGGCCUCCAUGUGGAAUACUGAGUGGCAGAAGGGCUCUCACAGAACUGUUGCUGUGGCACCAAGACUCCCAAACAUUUUUGAUCUUCACGGUAUUUCCUACACCUGACCAAUACCUAUCCAGGCCUCGGGAUUUUUAAAAUUAUUUUUAUCCAGUUUUACUGUCAGAGCACUUGCAUGUUUUGAUCAGUGGACAUAUUACAGGACACACUGUCUUCUUGUGAACAGAGAAACAGAGAAUGUUAAGCUGCCAAUGAAAAGAGGUGACGGGCACCCAAUAAAUUCCCAGAGCACCACUGUAUACGAGCCACACAAUCCCAUUUUUCUUCCUGGCUGUUUUCCCUAUGCUGUUUGCAACCACCCUUGAAGCUAAUCAGAGCAUCUAAGGGCCCCGUAUUAUUUCCAGAGAGCAAUAGGCUUAUGUGAGACUUUGGCUGUCUAUUCAUAUCUUGCAGAAGUUUUGAAUUUUUGUUAUACAUAUAUGUAUAUUUGUUUUAUAACAAAAAAUAAAAAUUUUUAAAAGCAUA